Molecule: messenger RNA, 9216 nt
Organism: Linum trigynum
Lineage: Eukaryota; Viridiplantae; Streptophyta; Magnoliopsida; Malpighiales; Linaceae
Source: the annotation of a GenBank genome assembly
UUAUUAUGUUCUGUUCUUACUUCCGGUGGUGAGAAAUUGUGAAUUGAGAAUCAUAUUCGCCUACCGCACUGUGUCUGGUUGGUGGCUGCUUACUGUGCUCUCUAGAGUUAUGAAACAGACUACCCAUGAACUUUACCCUUAAGAGUCCACAACUUUGCGAAAAACCAAAUAUAGGCAAUCAAAGGUGGUGGAUGUGUGAUGAUUUUUUAUGGCUUAAUUGUUUGUGAAUUAGAUAUCUGAUCUUUGUAUGAUUAGAGGGGAUGUUUGCUUAAUAGAAUAAUCCAUUUUAAUUCAUGUUUAUUUUUAACAUGAACUUUAGUAACUCAAAACCUUUGAGACACAUAUCACCUACUGCAUUGUAUCAUUUUGCCUGGGUGCUUGCUGUGUUGUCAAACUUCUUUGCUGCUGAUGCAUUUACACUAACAGGGGAGUUAAGAACCCAUGAAUGUUUCCGUUUGACACAAACAAGAGGACUUACUUCUAAAUCGUGCACUAAAGAUGAUUGGAGGAAACAUCUUUGUUGCAGUUGAUACACUGGAGACCAUAACAAAAGCAACGUAUAACAUCAAAACCAACCAUCUGAACUAUUAGCAUUGUUGCUUUGCUCUUUUUUCGUGGUUGAGUCUCCUUCAAAAAAUUUAGUUUGAUUUUAGAAAAUUUUGCUUCUGCAAUCCUGUCUUGCCACCAACGCGUUCAGUAGAUGGAGAUGGCAGAGGCGAAGGCUAUUUUGUGUUGUUGUUGCUGGUUUAGGGAUCGGUUUGUGAAGAAGAGGGAGAAGAGAGGGGGAAAGGGAAAUGCAUGAGAGGGGGAUAACUCUUUUCUCCGACAAAAAUGGAGUGAAGAAAGGAAUUAUGAUCAGUAAGGAUAUGGUUAUCUUACAUAACUGUGUCUAUUCUGUUUGAAUUGAGCUUGGGAGGUAGUGAUAAGGACGAGCUGCAACCAAUUCAUAGUGAUAAGAGUGCUAUGAACUGUGAUCAUGUCUUAUUUCAAGUUAGAAGGUAGUUUCAGUAUAAGGAUUAUUUAAUUUGACAAGUUGUUUCGUCCAUGAUUCUUGGUAGUUUCAGUGCCAUUCUAGCCAUUGUUUAGUCAGUAAUUUUUGAGAAUUGAUGUGCGAGUAAUGACUUUCACUUAGCUUCAACUAUUAUGUGUGUAUUUAUUGGCAUGUGAUAGAAUUCUCUUUUCCUUUUCUUUGAAUUCAGUUUCAUACUCUAAUUGUAUCAUUUGUACAUAGGCAAAUCAUGCUCGAGAUGACAACUCACUGAUAUGGCUGGUGCAAGGAAUGAAUCCAUCAUUAAAAUUCAGACCGACAACGGGGAGGGAUGCCCAGGACUAAUUCAAUGAUGAUUGAUGAUGGUAUGAUAAAAACUGCAGUCUGCAUCAGCACCAAUUUCUAGGCCUAAGUAAAGUUAUUCAACCCAGAACUCUGCUUAGCGCUAAAAAUUGCCCUCACCCAACCUUUAUCCUGUUUGACCCACUUCUGAAGAGUCAAGAUAUAUUACUAAUUCUCUCCAUUCGUAUUUUCUUAUUGGCUCUUUCUGACCCUUUAGGUUGGGGCGGGUCGGGAAGAAUCGAAUUAGUGGGCCGGUCCUAAUCAAGUGGAAUCCCAAUCCCUUCACUCUCACUUGCUUUCUCUCCCAUUCCACAAGUGGGUAACAUACAGUAAUCCGGCCAACGGGCCGGGUAAUAAGCUAGUUAUUAUAAGAGAAGGAAAAAGCAGAAGCGGACGAAGUCUCGGGUGGGAAUUAUUUGGAGACGAGUCGCGCGGAGGAGAGCGGCAGCGCAGAACGAGAAUUCUUUUUGGGCGGAGCGAGCAGCUUGUUGCGGCGAUCGAGUGCAGAGUAGCGGGAAGCAAUUAUUAGUAUUUGUUUUCUUUUGCUUUGCUUCGUAACAUGAUGAUUAUGAACAUGAUUGUGUGUUUUAUUUUCGUCAUGAACUAAACCCCAAUUUCUGGGGGAAACACCAUAGGAUGCAACUAUUUUUAGACUUGAUGGAUUAAUUCAUAUCUCUUUUCUUCCAAUCUCUAUUGCAUGAAAUUACUUAAUGCUUUUGUGUUGACUGGCCACCAAUACAACGAUUUGUAGUUAAUUAGGUUAUUAGCGACAGUGAAACCCUAAUAACAGAACCUGUUUCAUGUGACAUAGUAACUUAUCGAAGUGACAGUGGAUUAAAUAAGGUGCUAUGCGGUCUUAAAUAGGAUAUCGAUCUUCAGACUAUAUAGUUAAUUCAUUGAGCUACGACAGUAGGAUUUGAAUUAAUUGUUUAGUACGUAGUAAUUCCCGACAGGGAUAGCUAGCACAGUAGUGAUAUACUGGCUGUAGAGAGUUGGAUUAAAUUGAUUGGAAUAUGUGAAUUAAUCUGGAUAGGAUAGGUAGUGAGUCCCGGUGUUUCUCCCAGAGCUUUCUCCCAUUGAAUUUCUCUCGACCAUUUUAAUUUGCUUGUUUUGUUUAAUUGUUUUGCUAUUAGAUAAUAAUUUCAUCAACCAAACCAGUUUCACCUAUAGUUUGCUCCACAGAAUUGAUAAAUCAUAAGGUUGUACCAGUCCCUGAGAGACGAUACCCGGACUUCCGGUUUACUACGAGAUAGGAAAUUCAAGCAUUGCGCUUUUGCCCUAUCAAUCGUCCCCCUAAAGUCUAUAAAUAGAGGACCUCUUCCCCAUUUUAAGAGAGUUGAUUUUGAGAUACAAAUUUCUGAUUUAGAGAGAGGCUGAAGGAAGGAGAAGGAGGAGAAGCUAGAUGAGAGGAGCAAUGUUCUUCAACAUCAAGCCUUCCCCAAAUUCUUCUAUAUAUGUAUCUUCUUCCCUCCUUUUUGGAGUAGUCUCUUAAGGUACUAAGGAAUCUAAACCCCAAACCCUAGUUUUAGGGCUAUUAUGUAAUGAAUGAAUAUAUUAGGGUUUUGAAUGAACGUAUUUGUCUAAUUGAUUUUAAUGCUUCAUCUACUUUGAUUGUGCUUGGGUAAGUCGCCUUAAUCUUCUCUACUAGCCUACUUGAGCUUCUAAGCUUGGUAUGGAGUUUUAGUGUUAGAAGGGUAUGCUCCAUUUGGCAGAUUAGGGUUAGAUGAAUGAAUAGGGUAUUGUGGUGGACGAGGUGAUCGUACCCCUGCCACAAGAACGCCUUUAUAGAUGGAACCCGGGAUGAAAUCUAGGUGUGGAGGGUGGAUAGUACCCAUUGAAAUGAGCUCAGUUCUUAUGGACAUAGAUAGGUGAGCCUAUACCGAGGUGGCAAUGGGGUAGGUAGGGCAUAUUCGGAGGCGUGUGGAUAAUCACAAAAGCCCACGGAAAAGAGCUCACUCACCACAUUCGCUUAACCCAAAAUGUUUAGACAUUUGCAUGAUAGACCUAGGCUAGGGCGAGGGUUAGUUCCCCGAUGUACCUGCUUUUAUCCUUGUUUAUUCUCUCUACUAGUUAUUUCACUUGAAUCCUCCAACACAACCCCUUAAACCGAUCGGCUAGAUAACAACAACGUGGGAAGUAGGCUAGCGUACCGGGCCUUGAGUGAAUACGACUUUAAUUGCCACUAUAUGACAACGCCAUUAUAAGUUAAACUUAACCUAGAAUGGGGUAGUUAUUCAUACGUACAAACUAUUGAUAAUGACCUGCACAGAAUGAAACGAUCAAGCUUUUUGGCACCAUUUCCAGGGAACCUCAGUAACUAGUAGAAAAUCACCGAGUUGUUAGUUUAGCCUUUAUUUACUUUGCUCGUAUUUAUAUCAUUUUAGUAGUUUUAUCGUUUUGUGUUUUGUUAUCCAACUUUGUACGUCAUGGGUUGUAGAGUUUUUGUGUGUUUAUAGACUAUACAUCAUGGAUCGAAACGAGUUGGAAUGCAUUGUGAAAGGGAUUAUUGAUACACUUUGCCAAAAACCUCAAUUCCAGGGAGGGAAUGACGAAAGUGCUCUUGAUCAUAUGUCAUACUUCUUAAGUGUUGCAAAAACUUUAAAGAGAUCAGGGUACACUCAGGAUCAAAUUAAUGGUAUUUUCUAUACUUACAAUCUGUGAGGGGAUCCUAUCGUCAAGUAUAAGGAAAUUCAAGCUACUACCCCGCCAUGGAGUCAAGUCAUGAAACUUUCGUGUAUCGGUAUCUUGCCAGUUUAAUAGGUGGUAUUAAGAAGAAUGAUAUUGUCACCUUCCAACAAAGAGAUCAAGAGAAUUUCCAACAGGCUUGGGAUAGUUUUGGUGUUAUGACACAACUGAAUCCGAAUCAGUGACAUUCAGAAGACCGUCUCAGUGAGAGUUUUUUCAAUGGAAUUGUAGAAAAAUACAAAGCGAUCAUCGAAAGGAGGUAUCCAACUAGAUUUCGAUACAAUGAUCUCGAGCAAGUGAAGGAACUAUGCAGUAAAAUAGAAGAGGAUGAAGCCAGCCUUGCCAAAGAGUCGGUUAUUCAGAGUCAGAUCAACAAAAUUAGCAGAGAUUUGAAGGAAUUUAUGGGAGAGGGCGAUAAGAAGUCGAUUGGGGUAGAACAAGUCUUCGUACACAACAUGAGGUACCUCAUCAGUCUAGUCUCUCUCCCCCACCUCUAGAAAAUCCUCCAGACUGCACCACAGAAGAACCUUGUGGGUCUUGUCGGGAUUUGAGGCAUCGAUUCAAACGUUUGGAAGAAAGAGUAUCGGAUUGGGUUUCAAUUUUUCAUCAACAAAGGAAAUGCAGGGUUGGAACGAAGGGUUUGGGACCUUCGGCUGUUCUGACUGCGAUUUAAGGGCCGCCAUUAAUUAAACUUGUUCAUAUGUUACUGAUACUCUUUGGAGUUGGUGUUUGUUUCUAGGGAACCACUUCUGUUAUUGAAGCUCUGUUUUUGUUUCUCUUCUCAUCCUUUUUCAUUUGGGUUAGUUGUUUGGUGGGGGACUCAAAAGUGGAAUCGCUUCCCCUUCCAUGAAGCGAGAAAGAUAGAAGUGCUUGAUAAAAUUUAUUGUGUUUUAGGGUGAUAAAAUUUAAAUUUUAGAGCGACGAAUAGCGAUUCAAGUGAAAAAGGGUGUUAGUGAAAAUUAUUUUUUAGGAAAAUAUUUAUUUUAAUUUUUAUGGAUAAAAAAAUUUAAAAUCUACACAUCCAAUGAUGUGAAAGCCAUGUUAUAAAAAGUAAAAAAGAUGGUUGAUUGUCGUUUAGUUGUCCAUUAUAUUUAAUGGUCAACAAAAUAUUAGGGAAUAUUAUUGAUAUCACAUUUCAUAAGGUUGAAAUACAAAUGACACAACAAGAACAUAGAGUUUUACAAGUGACACAAACGUUUAAACUAUGAGUACCCUUCUUCUAUUAAGCCUUUUAAUUUCUGUGCAAGCAGAUUAAUGGGCCUUAGGGCAGAGCCCAACAAUACAAGGCCGCAUUAUGCAGAAACUUUGUUUACACUAUAUUUAUAGUACUCUCCCAUCGCAAAAUCUCGGUCCAACGAUCUGCAAAUAAUGGAUCUUCUCCAAGCUUCCUACAAUGAUGGUGAAGGAAUGGAAGAGCGCGCCGACGGCGGCAGUGGCGGCGGGGAGCUCGAAAACCCUAGCUCUUCCCCGGACUCUUCUCCGCCGCGUCUCCUACCUGCGAAAUCCGCCGCUCCGAGGGUCGACGACACCACGCUUGCCCUAACCGUGGCGCAGAACAAUCUAACCAAGUCAAGGCCGAUCGACCCAAACCAACACCUCGUCGCUUUCAACCCUACCUAUGACCAGCUCUGGACUCCCAUCUACGGCCCGGCUCAUCCAUACGCCAAGGACGGGCUCGCGCAAGGGAAUCGGAAUCACAAGCUAGGGUUUGUGGAAGACGCCAACAUCGAUUCUUUUGUAUUCGACGAACAGAUCUACACUUUUCAGAAGUAUGGGUUCGCGGCGGAUCCCUCGGGAACUGAAAUCGUCGGCGAUUUGAAUGCUCUGUCGAAGAAUGGUGGCAAUACGGUGUUUAGUGCCCCGCAGCAGGAGCAGAAGAGGCGCAGGAUCGAGGCGAAGAAAGAGGAUGAAGACGAGGAUCUGGAGAACGUGGAUAAGGAAGAGGUUGAGAAUCCGGCGACGGAUACCUGGUUGUUGAAGAACAAGAAGAGCCCAUGGGCUGGAAAGAAGGAAGGAUUGCAAGGGGAAUUGACGGAGGAGCAGAAGAAGUACGCCGAGGAGCACGCUAAGAAGAAGGAAGAGAAGGGCGCUAGUCAGGAUAAGGGCGAGGCUGUUGUUGAGAAAACAACGUUCCAUGGGAAGGAAGAGAAGGAUUAUCAAGGGAGGUCGUGGAUUGCCCCGCCCAAGGACGCUAAAGCUACGAAUGAUCAUUGUUAUAUACCCAAGCGGCUGGUGCAUACAUGGAGUGGCCACACGAAGGGUGUUUCCGCCAUCAGAUUCUUCCCAAAGUCUGGGCAUUUGAUUCUCUCGGCUGGGAUGGACACGAAGGUGAAGAUCUGGGAUGUGUUCAAUUCUGGUAAGUGUAUGAGAACUUACAUGGGUCAUUCUAAGGCAGUUAGAGAUAUCUGUUUCACGAAUGAUGGGACUAAGUUCUUGUCUGCUGGGUAUGAUAAGAACAUUAAGUAUUGGGAUACUGAGACUGGUCAGGUUAUUUCAACCUUUUCAACCGGGAAGGUCCCUUAUGUCGUUAAGUUGAAUCCUGAUGAAGAUAAGCAGAACAUAUUGUUGGCCGGGAUGAGCGAUAAGAAGAUAGUGCAGUGGGAUAUGAAUAGUGGCCAGAUCACUCAGGAGUAUGAUCAGCAUUUGGGGGCAGUGAACACCAUCACUUUUGUGGAUAACAACAGGAGAUUCGUCACUUCCAGCGACGACAAAUCGCUUCGUGUUUGGGAGUUCGGGAUACCCGUUGUGAUUAAGUAUAUCAGCGAGCCUCACAUGCAUUCCAUGCCUUCGAUAUCUGUUCAUCCCAAUUCGAAUUGGCUAGCAGCACAGAGUUUGGAUAACCAGAUCCUUAUUUACAGCACCAGGGAAAGGUUUCAGUUGAAUAAGAAGAAGAGGUUUGCAGGACACAUUGUAUCUGGAUAUGCCUGCCAGGUCAACUUCUCUCCCGAUGGGCGGUUCGUUAUGUCGGGAGAUGGUGAGGGUAGGUGUUGGUUCUGGGACUGGAAGAGCUGCAAAGUUUUCAGGACCUUGAAAUGUCAUGAACAAGUGUGUAUUGGGGUUGAAUGGCAUCCAUUGGAGCAAAGUAAAGUGGCUACCUGCAGUUGGGAUGGCUUGAUUAAGUAUUGGGACUAGUUCUGACCAUGGCCGUAUUUGCAUAUGGAAAGAGGAGAUCACACUGGAAACAGGACCGCCAUAUGCAUCAAUCACUGCAGGUGCAUUUACAGACUUCCAAUUGUAUGACAUGGGGGAACGUGGAAAGGUGAUGAACUGAGUUGUGGAUGAGAUGGAUCUUUCACCUUCCUGCUAUUUAGUUCCCAACUGAAGUGAUUAGAAACGUCUGUACACCGAUGAAGGUAGAUGUAUAAACAAGUUUCGAAGGUGUUUUUGCCCUGAGGGUUUCUCAACCAGUUCUCCCUUGUAUUGUAUUCUAACUUGUUGUGCUUUUAUCACAUGAUCCUUGGAUUAUGCUCACUGUUUCCUUCCUUGGCCCUUCUAGAUCCGAGAGGUGAUUGCCAUUUUGCUACUUCGUCGAUUUUUUUUUUUGAAUAAUUACUUCGUCCAAUGAGUCUGCCCGGAUACGAUCAUCUCAUAUUAGCAGUAGACUUGUCAAUUGUCAUCGUGAGUUCGACAGAAGUAAGUACGUUUUGAUACAUACAAAUUCUCAAGAGAUGGUUUGGAAUAGGGGUUUUCUUAAGGGAUUUUACCCAAAUCCCUUGUCAUUUCAAAUUCCGAUCAAUUUUAUCUUUUGAGAAGGGAAGAAAAAACGAGUGAUUUGAUAAGGGAUUUUAUCCAACUUCCGUGUCCUUAAACGAGUAAUUAGUAAUUAUGGCGAAAUCUGAUAUGAUGAGUUAUUUGAGAUCUCUCUUGCAAAAAACCGCAAUGUGGUUGUUGUAUUAAAUCAGUAGAGCAUCUAUAGCUCAAAAAAUGAUUGAUGACGGGAAUUUUUAAAGCUAUCGUUUAUAAAAAAAAUUUCUUAAUAAGAUAAAUACCAUUAACACGAUGGGAAAGGUUGAACCACACUGACCUAAGAUUGUGGAGGGUAAUUUUGCUUUGACUUGUUUUAUCUGACAUAUUUUUGGUGGGUAACCAUCCAUAAGUGGGCAAGACAAGUAUGAGUAUUCUAACUAAAAUAUGAUGUAAUAAAAGUAAUUUGAUGUACACCGAUGAAGUUAGACGGUAUGAAACGGUUGAAUCCUGAUUAAACCACGAUUUCAACAUAAAAUAUCCUAUCGUUGAAUUUUUUGAAACGGUAUAAUAUUUCAAUCCUUAAAAAAAGACUUGCUAAAAAAGUUAUAAUUUAAUAUAUAUAUAUUUGAAUGAUGGAUCAGUGGGCUAAUUAAAUCCCCAUAUUGGAAUGGCCGUGUCGUCUCAGUGGGCCAACUUUGGCCAUUUUAAUUGGGCUUAACCGACUUAAAGCUCCCAUAUAAACGCGUUUCUUGGAAGCGUCAUUCGGUGAGAAAAGGAUGCACGUGUCCAGCUGGCAGGUCAGGUCAGCAAAAAGUGUAACUCGUCCACCACGUGGCAAAUAAACGCGUACACGCUUAGCGGCCACGCCAUAACCGACUUCGACCUCCUUUUGCAUCUAUAAUAGCUAACAGGACAUCGCAUUUCCGCUAUUGUUGCCGCUGCCGCCGAUAAACUUCCAUGGGGAUCCCCAAGAACGAGGAUCACCGUAAAUUAGGUAAACAAUCUCGGCUUGGUUCUUCCUUUUAGGGUUUCCAUGAAGCUUGAGAUUGGAGAAGCAUUUCAUCGUCUCUAUUUGUUGUUUAUUCCCGUCGACUUCAAGAAUCUUCGCCUCGUUCAAGUAAAAGGGGGAAAAAUCUCUUCCCUUCUUGUUUUCUGUUCGUCCCGGUUGCCCUAAAUCGUCGCUGUGUAUCCCUCACAGACUAUUGUGACUCGCUAAGUUGUUGCUGGUGUUCCUCGAUGAUUCUGAGAUGAUAAACAACAUAAUUUCUCGGUGAAGUUGUUACUCCGAUGACGAACGACAGAUGAUAAUUUAUGAUGUCGUGGCUUCUCCGGUUGAGGUAUGUUCUUGUAUUUACCACUUUCCAUUGGUUGCUCAUAAGAGGGAGUGAAUUGAAGUGAUUUUCGAGAGCACUCUGACCGUUGAAAAAAUUGCCAGGAUAAGCUAAUUAGUGGAUGAAUAGCAUGAUUAAUGGUUUUCCCUGUUGCUUCAUUUACAGUAAAGCUCUGUUGCUAUA